Messenger RNA from Urocitellus parryii (Arctic ground squirrel), 1593 nucleotides. NCBI's taxonomy places the organism in Eukaryota, Metazoa, Chordata, Mammalia, Rodentia, Sciuridae. The record is from RefSeq and is a predicted model, not a curated record.
AUGAAGUGGGUAACCUUUAUUUCCCUUCUCUUUCUCUUCAGCUCUGCUUAUUCCAGGGGUGUGUUUCAUUGAGAAGCAGACAAAAGUGAGAUUAUUACUCGAUUUAAAGGACUGGGAGAGCAACAUUUCAAAGGCCUGGUACUGCUUACCUUUUCUCAGUAUCUCCAGAAGACUGCAUAUGAUGAUGUUGCAAAAUUCACAACUGAAGUGACUGACUUGGCAAAAGCAUGUGUUGCUGAUGAUUCAGGGGCAGAUUGUAACAAACCACUUGAUACUAUCUUUGGAGAGAAAACAUGCACAAUUGCCACUCUUCGUGAUACCUAUGGUGAGAUGGCUGACUGCUGUGAUAAACAAGACAUUAAGAGAUACCAUUGCCUUGUAAAGUAUAAAGACAAGAAACUCAAUCUGCUUUUAUAUGAAAUUUCCAGAAGACAUCCUUACUUCAGUGGCCCAGAACUCAUUUACUUUGCUGAAAAAUUUAAAAACUAUCUGACAGAAUGUUGCCCAACUGCUGAUAAAGGAGAAUGCCUGACCCCAAAGUUAUUUCCUAAAAAGAAGAAUAAAAGAACCAGUUCAUACAAAUAUAAAUUCAAGUGUAGCAUUAUUGAGAAAUCCGGAGAAAGAGCUUUCAAAGCAUGGGAAGUAGCUCRUCUAAGCCUGAGAUUUCCCAAAGCUGACUUUACUGACAUAACCAAAAUGGCAGCAGAUCUUAACAAAAUCCACAUGGAAUCCUGCAAGGGUGAUCAGAUUGAAUGUGCACAUGACAGGGUAACCCUUUUCAAGUACAUUUGYGAUAAUCAAGAUACAGUCUCCAAGAAAGUGGGAGAAUGUUGUGCUAAGCAGGAGUUGGAAAGAUCCCACUGCAUUGCUGAACUGGAAGAGGAUGACAAGCCUGCUGACUUUCCGUCAGUAACAGCUGAUUUUGCUGAGGAUAAGGAUGUUUGCAAAAACUAUGCUGAGGCAAAAGAUAUCUUCUUGGGCACGUUUGUGUAUGAAUAUUCAAGAAGGCACCCUGAGUAUGGUUCCCUCUUGCUGCUGAGAAUUGCCAAGGCAUAUGAAUUUGAUAUGUCACUUCUUUGGGUGCGUGGGAAAAUGAGUGUUCAUGGAAAACCUUCAAUUUUACCUCUUUUGAAUUUCUGCUUUCCUUCCUGUUCUUCAGCUGUCUGCAGUCCUGAAUUCAUUGUGUGUAUAAUGCGUGAGAAGAAUCCAGUGAGUGAAGUCACCAAAUGCUGCUCUGAGUCCUUCCUCAACAAUGGACUAACCCUAACCCUAACCCUAACCCUAACCCUAACCCUUUCCGCUCUACAAGUUGAUGACACAUAUGCUCCCAAAGAAUUUAAUGUUGAAACAUUCACCUUCCAUGCAGAUAUAUGCACACUUCUGGAGACUGAGCAACAAAUCAAGAAUAAAUGUGAGCAAGCACUUGCUGAGCUGGUGAAACACAAGCCCACAGCAACAAUGGAUCAACUGAAAACCGUGAUGGGGGAUUUCGGAGCUUUUCUAGACAAGUGCUGCAAGGCUGACGACAAGGAGGCCUGCUUCUCCGAGGAGGACCCAAAAUUGGUUGCUGCAAGUAAAGCUGCCUUAACAUAA